AUGGGGCUCAAAUCAGUCGCUCGCCCGCUGCUUCUCGUCUUUCUUUUACUCCUUGCGACCACGGCAUUGGCGCAAAACGACGACGACGACGACUCGAGCAGCCAGGCCAAUAAUAUCACCUGCUACGGCGUCGGCGGGAAGUCCUACGGCGACAACUACAAAUGUCCUGGCUCAAACGCCUGCUGCGGCUCCGUCGACCUGUGCCUGCCCAACAGGUUGUGUAAGAGCGUCGGCCUGUCAGACGAUAUUUUCAUCCGCGGACCCUGCUCGAUCAACCCGUAUGACGAAGAAGAGUGCGCGCAGAUCUGCCUGUACAGUGAAAACACAGGCAACGGUCGCUUUCCUCAAGUCACAAUCUGCAAAGACGGUAGUUACUGCUGUAACAAUGAUCCUCAGUGCUGCGCACGCGGACGCGGCACCUUCCUCGACGCACGAGGAAAGGUCAUUGACAACCCUACCGCGAGCUCAUCGUUGUCUGCCUCAUCGUUGGCCACGAGCAGCGCAUCACUUUCGUCCGCAACGCGGCCGCGGCUUCGACGACGGCGAGCGAACCACCUCCCAGUGGAACAUCUGCCGAUUCAGGCUCCAGCUCUAGCUCCGGCAACGGUAACGGUCUAG
Molecule: messenger RNA, 618 nt
Organism: Verticillium alfalfae VaMs.102
Lineage: Eukaryota; Fungi; Ascomycota; Sordariomycetes; Glomerellales; Plectosphaerellaceae
Exons: 2
Coding region: 1-618 (205 amino acids)
Source: RefSeq, a predicted model, not a curated record